GGAAGUGCUUAGUUUCAUACUGUGUGCAACAACAUCAACAUCAACAUCAACAUGUCUGAGACUGAGAAAGAUCCGGGUAUCAGGCUAUUUGGCAGGAAGAUUCCGGCGCCGGAAUGUCAGAUUCCGGCCAACUCUGGACCCUCGGAUGCUUGCAGCAGCAAAAAGAAAGCAGAACCAGAAACCCUUUGUGAAGAAAACUCUCAGCCACAAGAGAAUUCUUCAGAUUUAAGGUAUAGUAAACAAGAGUCCCAGCAUAAGGUGCAGGAAAAAGAUCGAAUAGUAAAUGGCAAGCCUGUGGAAGAUAAUAUGGAGACUGGUAGCACUGAUGAAGAUAAAAUCUUAAAGAAACCAGACAAGAUUCUUCAGUGUCCACGAUGCAACAGUUUGGACACCAAGUUUUGUUAUUUCAAUAACUAUAAUGUUAAUCAACCUCGCCAUUUCUGCAAAAACUGCCAAAGGUAUUGGACUGCUGGUGGAACAAUGAGAAAUGUUCCCAUUGGUGCUGGGAGACGGAAGAAUAAGCACUUAGCCUCUCAAUAUGGACACAUUAUAGUAAACUCUGAUGGAGUUCCAACCUCUAGAUUAGAAUCCACAGACUCGUCCCGUCACCAACCUCGACAUAUCUCAAGUCUUGAAUCCUCAACUGCUUUCAGGUCUUCAACAGAUAAUGGGACUGUAUUGAAAUUUGGUCCAGAUACACCUCUCUGUGAAUCGAUGGAUUCAAUGCUUAAUCUUAGAGACCAGAGAAGAAGUGUUGAUGCAAGUUCUAUCAGUUGUGUAGAAUACGGAGGGGAACAAUCGCUAUGUGGAUACUCGGUGACGAGUACUACUCAAGGAAAUGAACUAUCAGAACAUAAUGCGUCAAAUUGGUUGCAAUGUUACCCUGUUCCUCCAUGGGUAUUACCUUGGAAUCAAGAUUGGAAUAAUGCUGCUUCCAUGGCAGUGGUUAAUCAAUCUUCAGCAUCCACGUGUAACCCUUAUAGCACUAGUCCCACUGCAAUGCAAUGGUGUCCCACACCAAUGGCUGCAAUUCCAGGCAUUUACCCACCCAGCAUGCCUUUGCAACUUGUAUCAGCAUCAUACUGUAACGGAACACCACUUUGGGCUGCUGGAACUGGGGCAGUGUCAAUAGGGUCCAAUGCUUGCGUUUCGCCUUCUUCCUCCACUAGUAACAGUUGCUGUUCAGGCAAUGGUUCCCCAACGCUGGGAAAACACACUAGAGAUACAGUUUUCACUGAUGAAGAGAAAUUAGAGAAGUGUGUUUUGGUUCCAAAGACCAUUAGAAUCGAUGCUCCAAAUGAGCCCUCAAAAAGUCCUCUACGAGCUGCGUUAGCUAUCAAGCCUGAGAAGCAGCAAUCUUUAUCAAAUGAUGACAUUUUGAAAAGAACUGAAUCCAAAGAAGGCAAAGAUCGCAUAUUGGGUGCCUCUCAAAUCUUGGAAGCCAAUCCAGCCGCUAUUUCUCGCGCUCAUGCAUUUCAGGAGAGCAUAUAA
Molecule: messenger RNA, 1491 nt
Organism: Abrus precatorius (Indian licorice)
Lineage: Eukaryota; Viridiplantae; Streptophyta; Magnoliopsida; Fabales; Fabaceae
Product: cyclic dof factor 3-like
Exons: 2
Coding region: 52-1491 (479 amino acids)
Biological process (GO): regulation of DNA-templated transcription
Molecular function (GO): DNA-binding transcription factor activity; DNA binding
Source: RefSeq, a predicted model, not a curated record